Messenger RNA from Cicer arietinum (chickpea), 1260 nucleotides. Lineage: Eukaryota; Viridiplantae; Streptophyta; Magnoliopsida; Fabales; Fabaceae. The record is from RefSeq and is a predicted model, not a curated record.
AGUAUAAAUUUUAUAUCAUUUCAUUUGUUAUACUUUAUUUAUGUAAACAUAGUGAUUUAUGCUUUUAUGACUUUUGUUUUACUUGUAGAUGUAGAACCUAAACGGGUUAGAGGUCCAACAAGAAUGCUAGAUGUAUGGGAGAUGGAAGAUGGUGAUGUCAUAAUUGUUCGUUUGGACAACCACGGUCGGCCCAUUGGGAAUGAAGCAACAACUCUAACUCGUUUCAUAGGUAGUGUGGUUAGAAGACAUCAAUAUGCUCCAAUCAGCUACAAUUCAUGGAAAGAUAUGCCAACGAGUUUCAAAGAAGAAAUGUUGAAAUUGAUAGAGAGAAAAUUUGAGUUUGUUCCUCCAAUAAAUGACUCAACAAGAGAAAUGAUAAAAUUUGAGUUGAAUGAGAAGUGGAGGCAAUGGAAAAGUGAUUUAAAGUCAAAGGCAUAUGAUCCAAGUAAGACAGAAGAUGAAGUUGCAACUGCAAUACCUGAUGAUAGGGUUGACCCAAAUCAAUAUCGUGAUUUGGUUCAUCGUUGGUUUUCUAAUGAAGGACAAAUAAAAAAGAGCAAAGGAGUGGUACCUAGACGUGAAGAGAUUUAUGUUGAAACUCGUACUCGUAAAGAUGGGUCAAUUGUCAAUGAAAAGGCUGCAAGAGUGAUUGAAGAAUUGAGCAGAUAUAGUAAUGAGGUUGGAACAUCUCAAUCACUCCAAAACACACAAGGUUCUGUGUCUUGGAAGUAUGAUUUAUUUUCUCAAGUACAAGGACCUUCUAAGAAGGGACAUGUGCGAUGUAUGGGCAAGUUUCCUAAAUCCAAAAUAUCAAAAGUUUCUAUGUCUGAAAAUGAAGAGUUACGUGAUAGAGUUAAUCAUAUGGAAAAUUUAUUGGCAAAUAUUAUGACCUUGAUUCAAAAUCGUUUUUCUGGAGAAGAUGUGAAUGACAUAAUCCAAGCUGCGCGACAGAUUCCCGAUGCUUCUAGUGCUCCUAAUAAUUUGAAUUCUCCUAGUUCAAACAACAAUGAAGAUAAUGAAAAAGGUGAAGAUUAAAAGCUAUUUUGUUGAUGAGGAUAAAGUUUUGGCAAUUAGGUGGACGUGAUUUUCUUAAUUUUUUUGAGAUGAUUAUAUAAGACUUUGUUAUGUUAGUAAGACAAUCUUGUUUAUGAUUAGUAAAUACUCUAAAGUUCUCUCAUUUGAAAAUGGUUUAACUAUUUUCAAUUUCAUAUAUGUUUGUAAGACUUAUGUUAAUUUUGAAUAUAUGAUGUUGAACUUUCA